Linum trigynum is the source of this 2386-nucleotide messenger RNA. The record is from the annotation of a GenBank genome assembly. NCBI's taxonomy places the organism in Eukaryota, Viridiplantae, Streptophyta, Magnoliopsida, Malpighiales, Linaceae.
GAUGUCCUGAGUCAAAUUGCCCCUCUCGCUGUGUCGCCUUUUGGACAAACAUGUGGCUCGCUUCUGGUGGGGUGAUAAUGAGGGCCACUCUCGAAUUAGGUGGAUGGCCUGGCGUGACAUGUGUAGGAAUAAACAUGAGAGGGGAAUGGGGUUCCGUCGGUUUGAGCAUUUCAACCAAGCUCUGUUAGCCAAGAUUAGAUGGCGUAUUCUUGUGAAACCUAACUCCCUGCUGGCCCAAGUCUAUAAGGGCAAGUAUUUCCCUUCAGGGCACUUCCUCACUGCUAAAGCUCGAUCUCGCCCUUCUUGGGGGUGUCAAAGAAUCUUGUAUGGUCGGGACUUACUGGGGAUGGGCCUCAGGUGGCAAAUUGGGAAUGUGCGUUCGGCGUCUCUACUUUGAUCCCCAUGUAUUCCUCAACUACAACUUGAUCCUCCGCGGUAUAAUCCUAUGGUUCUGCCAGAAGGGGGUGACCCUACAGUGGCAGAGGUGAUUUGUCAAGGGGAGGGGCGUUGGUGUGAUCUCAAACUCAGCCAGUGGUUUGACCCCCCUACUUACCGCAUUAUCAAAACUAUUCCCCUGCCGCGGCAAAACCUGGAGGAUAGGUUGAUCUGGCACAAUACUUCGGAUGGGGUGUUCUCGGUAAAGUCAGCCUAUCAUUUGGCCGUCUCACUAGAUAAGAGAAAGGGUCGGUGGAAGGCGUCAGCGAGUUGGAUGGAUAAGGCCAGUUGGAUCCGUUUGUGGGAAGCUAAUAUCCCCCCCCCCCCCCCCCCCAAGCUUAAGGUGUUUGUUUGGCAGAUUCUGAACCGGAUCCUCCCCACCACGGAGGCCCUCAUUGAUAGAAAAAUACAUGCUCAUCCUCAGUGUCCGAUCUGUUGGGGUGGUCCGGAAACCAUGGAGCAUUUGUUUUUGGAUUGUCCGGUCGCGCGUGCGCUUUGGGGAUAUUCGGGGCUGGAUUAUUUAGGAGAGGGGUUGCCUCAACAUACUGUUCCUCUGUUCCUUGAGCGUUUAAUGGCUUUAAUCCAAUAGCCUCAGCUUCUUAUGGCAGUUGUCUCCAUCCUGUGGCGCAUCUCGAGAUCUCAUAAUUGGGUUGUCUUUGAAGGCAAGCAAUAUGUGUUCCCUGCGUUAAUGCGACAGUUUUCCCAGCAAAUUGAGGAAUGGGUGGGGUUGCCGGUGGAGGCGCCCCCCAGCUCCGUCGCCCUGUAGUACAACAACCUGGGCUGUCGAGUCCCGCUGUUGGGAUUGUUUGUCAAUGGGAUGGGGCUACUAGGAAGGGGUCUCAUUCGGCAGGUGGGUGGGUUCUUCUCGCUCCGACUGGGGAUGUUCUUCUGGCCAGUGGGGUCCAGUUCCCUGGGAUUGAUGAAUCGGCUGUGGUGGAACUGUUUGUGCUCCGAGAGGCUAUUCUUUGGUGUUUGGGCCAUGGGUUCACGGAGGUAGGGUUUGAAGUGGACGCCAAGGUGAUCAUUGACAAAAUCAACCAGGCAGAUAUUCGAGAUAACCAACUGGGCGUGGUUCUAGAAGAAGUGUUGCAAGUUGUUGGCGGUACCUCUGGGUUUAGUGUUUGAUUCAUAGGUCGGCGUAGUAAUAGGGUAGCCCAUAUGGUGGCUAGAAAAGCCCUCGCUUUGUACCCGACUAUGAGUCAUUUUUUUGAUUUUCGAGCCUAGUUGAUGUCCAUGAUGUAACUAUCUUUGUUUGAAAUCAAUAUAUGAUUAUCUUUUGUAAAAAAAAAAAACACGAUAUUUACUGGACUACACAAAAGACGGGAAUAAACUAAUUUCCUCUAGAUGACCUUCAUUAUCAAGUUCGAGUACGAAGCUUUGUUUGACAGAAAAUAUUAGAUGACUACCAAAACCACAACAAAAAUUACUUAAGAUACAAUUUCAAAGGUACCGCUAUAAAAUAAAGGGGAAAAUUUGGCAGCAGGCUGGGUUGCUGCCCGCAGCAGCUGCCUGUCCACAUGGAGCUCCCCCAUUGGCUCAAUAUUUAUUAUUUUUAAUUAUUUCAUGGCUAGCCAUAAUUGUCUAUUGGAAUGGACGGAACGAAACGAAACAAUUUCCGUUCUUUCUUUUUUCCCUUUCCCACUGUAAUUAACUUUACUGAGCCUAUAUCAAAUAAUAUAGUUUGGUUAAAGUUUAAUACCUAACGAAUAUAAUUCUAUAUAAAUUAAGUCUAGUACAAAUAAAUCAUUCAAAAUGGUAUCAAUCAAAAUUAUAUAAUCUGUGUACUUUUUCCCAUUAACGAUAAAAGUAAUUCUAAGAAAAUAAUCUCCUGAAAUGCAAUAAUCCUUCUGAGAUACUUAAGAAAAAAUAAAUGUUGUCAAUAUUCUGCACCGUGUAGAUUAGGAUUUGUCAUCAUGGCAUCCUACAAAUAUAACAAAGACCAUAAUUAUAU